This is a messenger RNA of Coffea eugenioides, 756 nucleotides long. RefSeq names its product probable leucine-rich repeat receptor-like protein kinase At1g35710. The record is from RefSeq and is a predicted model, not a curated record. Gene Ontology annotation, molecular function: protein binding. The transcript has 2 exons. Bases 1 to 756 code for a protein of 251 amino acids. NCBI's taxonomy places the organism in Eukaryota, Viridiplantae, Streptophyta, Magnoliopsida, Gentianales, Rubiaceae.
AUGGGAGUGUCCUUCCCCAUCAGUCUCUGUAAAUUACAGAAACUUGGGAAUCAUGGACUUGAGCAGCAAUUACGGGGUUCAGUUCCAAAUUGCUUAGGCAAUGUCACGUCCCCACGAGAGAUUUAUCUAGAUUCCAAUGCAUUGUCUUCCAAUAUACCUACAAGCUCGUGGAAACUGAAAGAUCUCUUUGUCCUUAACCUUUCCUCAAAUUCCUUGCAUGGUUUUGUACCUCCAGAUAUUGGAAAUCUCAAAGGUACUGCUGUUCUAGAUUUAUCAGUCAAUCAAUUGUCAAAUAAUAUUCCAGAUUCAAUUGGAGAUUUACAAAACUUGUUCAAUCUUUCUUUGGCACAUAAUCAGCUGACAGGACCUAUUCCCGAGUCAGUUGGUAAUGUGUUACGUUUAGAACUUUUAGAUCGAUCUCAUAACAAUCUCUCUGGUUUGAUUCCUAGAGAAAUUUCCAAAAUGACGAUGAAUUUUAAAAAAUCUCUGCAAAGGGGCUGUUUUGAGUAUAUAAUUCCGUCCAAGGGUCUUCGCAUUCAGAAAAUGCGAAAUCUUGAGCUUGCAUUUGCUGAAUGCGAAGUCACUUUAAAUUUUCAGCCCACAAAAUCCAAAAAAAAAGAAAAAAAGAAAACCAGAUACAAGCUUUCCGGCGACGUUUUGAAGCUUUCCGGCGACAACGUACUUCUAUGGAGACAGAGUGAGUUUUUGCAGCUUUUGGAAACAAAUCUAGAACUUCCUCGGAUGUUUGAAACCUGA